Molecule: messenger RNA, 4853 nt
Organism: Anguilla rostrata (American eel)
Lineage: Eukaryota; Metazoa; Chordata; Actinopteri; Anguilliformes; Anguillidae
Gene: ipo13b
Product: importin 13b
Exons: 22
Coding region: 449-3331 (960 amino acids)
Biological process (GO): protein import into nucleus
Cellular component (GO): cytoplasm
Molecular function (GO): small GTPase binding
Source: RefSeq, a predicted model, not a curated record
AGCUGGCUUGGCUAGCAUACUAGCUAGCGACCCUCCCCUGAUACACUGAAACGCCGGUCGUGAAAGGGAAAUCGCUCACGUUACGAUUGUAAUACAGAAAAUAUUUCAAGAUGUUUGGUACAUGUAUCUGGUGAAUCCAUGUCAAGGGAGUUAAAGCAAGUAAAACGGAUAUCGCAAUUUAGGCAUAUAAUCCUGACUCGCGUUAGCCUUAUAUGUUUGCUUUAGUUUCUCGGUCCUGUGGUAUCUCUAGACGAGCCAGGCGGUGAUUGGACGAACCGCGAGCGGCAUAACUGCAACUCCCAGCAAGAGGCUGCAGUGAAGGAAGGGAGGCAGGAGUAUCAUCGUCACAGCCCUCACAGAAUAUUAUACGAAAACACAUUGAGCGUUUACAGUUCCCUUCGGUAGCUUCGUGGCUGUGUCGCUCAGUGACAGUCACAACACGCUCGCUAUGGAAACACCGGGCAGGAUAACGCAGACAUCGGACUCACUGGACUUCACAGUGGAAAACGUGGAAAAGGCUCUUCACCAGCUGUAUUAUGACCCCAACAUUGACAAUAAGAACCUGGCCCAGAAGUGGCUCAUGCAAGCCCAGGUGUCCCCACAGGCCUGGCAGUUCUGCUGGGCCCUGCUCAGCCCGGACAAGGUCCCGGAGAUCCAGUACUUCGGGGCGAGCGCCCUCCACACCAAGAUCUCGCGCUACUGGGGGGACAUCCCGGCCGAGCAGUACGACUCGCUGAAGACCCAGCUCUUCUCGCAGAUCGCCCGCUUCGCCUCGGGCUCCAAGAUGGUGCUGACCCGGCUGUGCGUGGCGCUGGCCUCGCUGGCGCUCAACAUGAUGCCGGAGGCGUGGCCGGGCGCGGUCACGGAGAUGGUGCGCAUGUUCCAGGAGGAGGGCGGCGGGGUGGACGGGCGCGCCCGCUGCCUGGCGCUCCUGGAGCUGCUCACCGUGCUGCCCGAGGAGUUCCAGACCAGCCGGCUGCCCCAGUACCGCAAGGGCCAGGUGCGGGGGGCCCUGGGCCGGGAGUGGGCCUCCGUCUACCCCCUGCUCCAGCAGCUCCUGCGGCAGGCCGACUCCCCCGGCCUGGUGAAGGCCCGCGUGCUCAAGUGCCUCUCCAGCUGGGUGCUGCUGGACGUGCCCCUGAACGAGAGCGAGGGCCUGGUGGAGGACAGCUUCGCCGCGCUGGCCGACCCCGAGCUCUUCGACACCGCCGUGGAGGCCAUCGUCAACGCCAUCUCCCAGCCCGACUCCCAGAGGUACGUCAACACACUGCUGAAGCUGGUUCCGCAAGUGCUGCAGCUGCAGGAGCAGCUGAGGGAGGCCGUGCAGAACGGAGAUAUGGAGACGUCGCACGGAAUCUGCCGGAUCGCCGUGGCGCUGGGGGAGAACCACUCCAGGGCUCUCCUGGAGCAGGUGGAGCACUGGCAGGGGUUCCUGGCCCUGGUGAACAUGAUCAUGUUCUGCACGGGCAUUCCUGGGCACUACCCUGUCAACGAAACCACCAGCUCUCUCACGCUCACCUUUUGGUACACCCUGCAGGAUGACAUUAUGUCGUUUGAGGCGGAGAAGCGGGCGGUGUACCUGCAGGUGUACAGGCCCGUGUACUUCCAGCUGGUGGACGUCCUGCUGCACAAGGCCCAGUUCCCCACUGACGAGGAGUACGCCUCCUGGUCCUCCGAUGAGAAGGAGCAGUUCAGGAUCUACAGGGUGGACAUCUCCGACACCCUGAUGUACGUGUAUGAGACGCUGGGAGCCGAGCUCCUCAGCAACCUGUACGACAAGCUGGGGAGGCUGCUGACCAACACGGAGCAGCCCAUGUCCUGGCAGCACACUGAAGCACUGCUGUACGGGUUCCAGUCCAUCGCGGAGACGAUCGACGUCAACUACUCUGACGUGAUACCCGGGCUCAUCGGCCUGAUUCCUCGCAUUAACAUCAACAACGUUCAGCUCGCGGACACCGUCAUGUUCACUAUAGGUUCUCUGGCAGAGUGGUUGGCCGAUCACCCGGUCAUGUUGAGCAGUGUCCUCCCGCUGGUACUGGAGGCCCUGGGGAACCCUGACCUCUCUGUGUCCAGCGUCUCCACGCUCAAGAAGAUCUGCCGCGAGUGCAAAUACGACCUGCCCCCCUACGCCACCAACAUCGUGGCUGUCUCACAGGAGGUGCUCAUCAAACAGAUCCAUAAGACCAGUCAGUGUAUGUGGCUGAUGCAGGCUCUGGGCUUCCUGCUCUCCGCCCUGCCCGUGGAGGACAUCUUGCGGAAUCUGCACUCGCUCAUCACCCCCUAUAUCCAGCAGCUGGAGAAGCUGGCCGACGAGACGCCGAACCCCUCCAAUAAGCUGGCCAUCAUCCAUAUCCUGGGGCUCCUGUCCAACCUGUUCACCACGCUGGACAUCACAAAGCAGGAGGACGAGUCGGGCGAGGGCACGCCGCCGGUCAAAACCACCCUGCCCCAGUUGGGUCCCAACCCGGUGGUGGUGGUGCUCCAACAGGUCUUCGCUCUGAUCCAGACCGUUCUGAGCAAGUGGCUCAAUGACUCGCAGGUGGUUGAGGCGGUAUGUGCAAUCUUCGAGAAGUCGGUGAAGACUCUCCUCCAUGACUUCGCCCCCAUGGUGUCCCAGCUGAGCGAGAUGCUCGGUCAGAUGUACAGCACUAUCCCACAGGCCUCUGCUCUGGACCUCACGCGUCAGAUGGUCCACAUAUUUGCCAGUGAGACGGAUCACUUUCCUCCUAUCAAGGCCCUUUUUGAACUGGUAACAUCUGUCACCCUGUCCAUCUUUCAACAAGGGCCCAGGGAUCAUCCUGAUAUUGUUGAUUCAUUUAUGCAACUCCAAGCUCAGGCUCUCAAACGGAAGCCCGAUUUAUUCUUGUCUGAGAAUCUCGACGUGAAGGCGGUGUUCCAUUGCGGAGUGCUGUCGCUCAAGUUCCCAGAGGGCCCCACAGUCAAGUCCACUUGUCUUUUCUUCACGGAGCUGCUCCCUCACUGUGGAGACGUGCCUCGCGUGGGCCAGGUGGUGCAGGAAGACGGCAAGCUGCUGCUGCAGGCUGUACUGGAGGCCAUCGGCGGGCAGUCCUCGCGCAGUCUGAUGGACCAGUUCGCGGAGGUGCUGUUCUCCCUGAACAAGCACUGCUUCGCCCUGCUGACGGUGUGGCUGAAGGAGGUGCUGCAGCCGCCCGGCUUCCCCUCCUCGCGCGUCUCCGCGGAGCAGAAAGACACCUUCAGCCAGCAGAUCCUCAGGGAGCGAGUGAACAAGCGGCGGGUGAAGGAGAUAGUGAAGGAGUUCACCCUCCUGUGCAGAGGUCUGCACGGCACCGAAUACGCUGCGGAGUACUGAGUCAGCGCCCGUCCCAGUCCGGAACCCGAAAGCGCCCGUCAGCCUCCCAGGCAGCCCCCCCCACCCCCCACCCCCCCAACAGAACCCAAAACACUGGAGUCGCAUCCCACACCGCGAGCGCAAAGACCCCCCACCCUCCCACAAAAUCAACCGCCCCCCUACGGAAGCUCGGCACAGACGCCGGCUGCCGGGACCGGCUCGGCGGGCGGGGCCUGGGGCGGUGCCGCUUUCUCUGCUGUCCCCGGCGCCGCUUUGGGGUUUCGUUUUUUUAGGGAAACGCCAGAAGGGUCUUCUCCAGCAGUCGCCUGUCCUGCAGCAUGCUCUCUAAAGUCUCACACUUUCUUACUCUCGAUCUUCCCUGGCUCCUAGGCUGUUUCCUUGUGAUAUGCAUACGUAUGUUAAAUAGUACUAGUUUUCCUUUUUAUUUUUGGAAAAGAAGCAAAUAAUUAUAUACACCUAUGAACACACACAGACACGCACACACACAGAUAUAUAUUAAAUAUACACACAUGCAUAUAUAUAUGUAUGUAUAAACAGGGUUUUAAAACAGUCUUGCUGCUGCUGCUGCCGCUGCUAACAGAAGGUGAGAAGGACAAAUGAAGAUGCGUUUCUGUGUUGCAGAACGAUCCGACAGUACCAAACCACACACCCCCUUUUCCCUCGUUGCCAAAUUGUUGUUUAUCGUCACGUGAUGUAGGUUUAUUUUUUAUUUUUUGAUAUAAAAGUAGAAUAUAUUGGAUCUGGUAUGUAAUGGUAUAUAUAUAUACUGAGCUGGGAGGGGGGGGGAGGAGAGAGCUGAACCACUACGGAAACAAAGACUUCAUGCCUGCACUCCCACAGCUAUCAAACUAAUCAUCUCUGAAAAGUGAGCAGCUUUAACUGAGGAGCCUUGAUUCAUCUGUGCUAAUAUUAUGGACUUGAAGAGGUCGAUGUGCAACUGCUUAGGAAUGUCUUGGCUUCAGAUGAGAGCAAAGGGGUGGGGGAGCGGGGGGGUGUGAGACAAUGAGUGAAGGGCUGUGUUCUUACUGGAGAGAGUAUCCAAUCACAUCAGUAGUUCUAACCCCACUAAUCACGCAGUACCCAAUUGCAAAGCCCCGUCAUUUCAGUGUGUAUUUAACGAAGUGCCCAGAAGAAUGUUCGGAUAUGCGCAUAUUCAUUUUUUCCCCCGCUUCUAGUCCUACUCUGAAUGCACUUUUGCUUUACACACGGUCUCCAGUAAAACGCAGAACUUGGUUUCUGCCAUUUUUUUACCCCAAAAAGCAUUUCCAAAGUGCAUGUACUGAGUGUCACUCUUUUGGGUUCCUACGCAGCUCUGCAAGGCCUUGACUCGUAUCCUUGGUGUGCCUGUGGACAUGUAGCAUGUUUUAGGGAGGGACCGAUGGUAGCAUAGAGCGAGUGUCAAGGCACAGUAGGGUCAUUGUUUGUCAGAGAUUGAAAGUGAGGUGGUGAAGGGGAAGGAGGGGAAAUGUACAUUGAUUUUUGUACCUGGUUUUAAUUUAUUAAAUAUAUCUAAGGCAGCAUG